Molecule: messenger RNA, 2237 nt
Organism: Oncorhynchus tshawytscha (Chinook salmon)
Lineage: Eukaryota; Metazoa; Chordata; Actinopteri; Salmoniformes; Salmonidae
Gene: tmem135
Product: transmembrane protein 135
Exons: 12
Coding region: 206-1339 (377 amino acids)
Source: RefSeq, a predicted model, not a curated record
CACACACACACAACCACAGACACACACACACACAGCCACAGACACAAACGCGCGCACACACACACACAGAGUCCUUGAGUGGCCUGACCUGAUAGCCAAUCAGAGGGCUUUGAAGCAGUCUCUGUCCUUUGGCCCAGUAGGGUGUAGAGGGUGAAGUCCAUAGUGUACUAGAAGGGGCCAGGCUGUGUCAGAUAAGACUUCAGAUAUGAUGUUAUCUUGUUUGGUGUAUGUUAGGAAACUGCUGGGUGGCUUCACCUCCUGGUCCGCUGGGUUCGGAGCAGCUCUACCUGCCUCUUACAUCUCUAUCCUCAUGGAACGCAAGAGCAGGAGAGGUCUGCUGACGAUCUACAUGGCCAACCUGGCGACAGAGACCUUGUUCCGUAUGGCUGUCACACGAGGCAUCGUCAACCCCCUCAAACACGGGGAGGUUCUGCUGUUCUGUAUGACAGCAUCUCUUUACAUGUUCUUCUUCAGGAGUAAAGAUGGACUUAAAGGAUUCUCCUUCUCAGCGCUCAAGUUCAUCGUUGGGAAGGAGGAGAUUCCAACACACUCCAACCUGUCCGAGCACAGCUAUCCACAACCCCCGGAGACAUCCGUCAACACAGAGUCACAGAGGUCAACAGGAAGCCCCGCAUCCGGCAGGAAGUCCCUCAUCACCCUCACCAGGAGACUGCUAGAAUCUAUAUGCAAGCAUGGACCCAGACAUCGAUGUUGUAAACACUAUCAGGACAACUGCAUAGUCUACUGUGUCAAGGGCUUCAUCCGUAUGUUCAGUGUGGGCUACCUGAUCCAGUGUUGUCUGAAGGUUCCGUCAGCGUUCCGCCAGGUCUUCACGAAGCCGUCCCGCCUCCCCUCUCUCUUCUACAACAAAGAGAACUUCCAGCUGGGGGCUUUCCUAGGGUCCUUCGUCUCUAUAUACAAGGGGACCAGCUGCUUGCUGCGUUGGGUGCGUAACAUUGAUGACGAGCUCCACGCACUCAUAGCGGGGUUCCUGGCUGGCAUGUCCAUGUUCUUCUACAAAAGCACAACAAUCUCCAUGUACCUGUUCUCCAAGCUAGUGGAGACCAUAUACUUUAAAGGCAUUGAGACGGGUCACCUCCCCUACUUCUCCCAGGCUGACACCAUUAUCUACGCCAUAUCUACCGCAAUCUGCUUCCAGGCUGCGGUGAUGGAGGUGCAGAAUCUCAGACCCUCCUACUGGAAGUUUCUCCUCAGGCUCACCAAGGGCAGGUUUGCUUUUAUGAACAGGAGGGUGCUGGAUGUGUUUGGGACUCAGGCCUCCAGAGACUUCCAUGGAUUCAUGCCCAACAGAACCCCCGUUUCGCCACCCCGACCCUGAGCCCUGAACAGAACAUCACUCUGGGUUGACCCCACACUGUUAGAGGUCAGGGGGUCAGCCAGAGGGGGUGGGGGGGGGUCCUAAAUGGAGCCCUGUUUCCUGUAGAGUGCACUACAUAGGGAACACAUUGGCUCUCUCUAAGGACCUGCGUCUGUGUGAGGACACUUCAUAAGGCUAUUAAUGAUGUUCAACCCGUAGAGGGCAGAUGAUAUUGUAUGUAAAGUAGGGAGGGAGGGAUUGAGGGAGGGAUUGAUUGAGGGAGGGAUUGAUUGAGGGAGGGAGGGAUUGAGGGAGGGAUUGAGGGAGGGAGGGAUUGAGGGAGAAGGUUUUGGGAAACUGCUCUCGCCGGUAGACGUCUGGACAUCUGAGUUGAUUUAAUAUGAGCAAUAUGGCUUAAACCUAUCCGAUCCUCUCAGAUCUGCCCUGGUGAAUAGGGGCUAGGGGAAGGGGCUAGGGCUUGAUUUUGGGUAACUGAAUUAAGGUUAAGAAGGGGAAGUUUGCUGGACGGUUUUCUAGCUGUUGUCUUGGUAGCGCAGGAGGAGGAGCUCUAACCGUGCCGAGAGGGUGAUUUAUCAUUUAUGGAUCUACAAGGUGUUCUGUUGUGGAAACCAACCUUCUGGGGUUACACUGGCCGUGUCCCAAAUUUGGCUUGCGUACUACUUAAUAAAAUGGCAUACUGUGUACUAAUCAUAAUAUAUAUAUACUAUUUAGCAGUGAUGUGGUCGAGUCACUAAAUUUCAAGUCCGAAUCGAGGCCCAAGUCCCUGGUUCUAUACCAGGUUAUUAACCCAGUCAGAUAUAGAGGAGUUAUUAACCCAGUCAGAUAUAGAGGGGUUAUUAACCCAGGCAGAUAUAGAGGGGUUAUUAACCCAGUCAGAUAUAGAGGAGUUAUUUACCCA